Messenger RNA from Cylicocyclus nassatus, 1873 nucleotides. NCBI's taxonomy places the organism in Eukaryota, Metazoa, Nematoda, Chromadorea, Rhabditida, Strongylidae. The record is from the annotation of a GenBank genome assembly.
AUUUCCUUCACAUGGAGUGAAUUCGAAUUUACAGAAUGACCGCUGAUGGGGUUCAGCGAUCUCAACGCGAGGCCAUGGCGUUGACAAUCAACGAAAUUGUUGCACAUCUUGUCGAGGCUCAUAGAGAAAACAAAACCGUCAAUCUGAACAGAUUGAAAUGUGUGAUUGCUCAAAAAUAUGGACUCAGCUCACAGCCAAAGCUUGUCGAUAUAAUCGCUGGAGUUCCACCUGAAUUUAAGGAGAUUCUUCUCCCAAAACUGAAAGCAAAACCGGUACGAACAGCGUCCGGUAUUGCUGUGGUGGCAGUGAUGUCGAAACCACAUCGAUGUCCUCACAUCAACUUCACAGGGAAUGUUUGCGUGUAUUGUCCAGGUGGUCCAGAUUCAGAUUUCGAGUAUUCUACCCAAAGUUACACCGGAUACGAGCCAACAAGUAUGAGAGCGAUUAGGGCAAGGUAUGAUCCUUUUUUGCAAACUCGUGGACGUGUGUCACAAUUGUUGCAGUUGGGUCAUUCCAUCGACAAGGUUGAAUUCAUCGUCAUGGGUGGUACGUUUAUGUCCCUUCCUGACGACUAUCGUGAUUACUUCAUACGUAAUCUCCACGAUGCACUCAGUGGCCAUACAUCGAACAGUGUGAAGGAGGCAGUAGCUUACUCUGAGAGAAGCAAGAUAAAAUGCAUUGGAAUUACGAUUGAAACACGGCCAGACUACUGUCUACCUCGUCACCUCAAUGAUAUGCUGUUGUAUGGCUGCACUCGACUUGAAAUUGGAGUUCAAUCGACAUACGAAGAUGUGGCGCGAGACACGAAUCGAGGACAUACUGUCAAAGCAGUUUGCGAGACAUUUCACAUGUCGAAAGAUACCGGCUACAAAGUCGUGAUUCACAUGAUGCCAGAUUUACCCAACGUUGGCCUUGAGCGAGAUAUCGAACAGUUUGUGGAGUUGUUUGAGAAUCCCGCCUUUCGACCUGACGGUCUCAAACUUUAUCCCACGCUUGUGAUUAGAGGUACAGGACUCUAUGAGUUAUGGAGGACCGGAAGAUACAAGAGUUAUCCUCCAUCAGUGUUAGUAGAUCUUGUAGCUCGAAUUCUUUCCAUCAUUCCACCCUGGACCCGUGUAUACCGGGUGCAACGGGAUAUUCCGAUGCCACUAGUGUCAAGUGGAGUGGAACAUGGCAAUCUCAGAGAGCAUGCACUAUCGCGUAUGAAAGAGCUUGGCUUGGCUUGUAGAGAUGUGAGGACGAGAGAAGUUGGAAUUCAGGAAAUCCACAACAAAAUCAGACCGUAUAAUGUCGAAUUGAUACGACGAGACUAUAUCGCAAAUGGUGGAUGGGAAACAUUUUUGUCAUACGAGGACCCCGACCAGGACAUCCUCAUAGGACUGUUGCGGUUGAGGAAGAUCUCAAACAAGGCUCAUCGUCCGGAGCUAAAGGGACGGACGUCAGUGGUGCGCGAACUGCAUGUUUACGGUUCUGUGGUGUCAGUCUCAGACAGAGAUCCAUCGAAAUUCCAGCAUCAGGGCUUUGGCCAGUUACUCAUGGAAGAGGCAGCAAGAAUAGCUUUUUACGAGCACAAGUCAGAGAAGAUUGUUGUGAUAUCCGGCGUUGGAACGAGGGAUUACUACAGGAAACUCGGAUACGAAUUGGAUGGACCAUAUAUGAGCAAACCACUCACUGCGGAUGAUUUUGAGUCCGAUUGAUCGAAAAUUACAGUUGAUUUCCUAUUGUUGCACAUCUGCAGUGAACUUGCGAUAGCGGAUAAUACACGAGGGAGGUCGGUUAAAUUGUGAAGUUCUAUAUAUUAGACGAAGGUUUGCGAGAAAUACAGGUGAGACUGUCAAAUUGGCAUUCUUGCUUCUGCGUUGGUAUUGAACGU